Molecule: messenger RNA, 291 nt
Organism: Gongylonema pulchrum
Lineage: Eukaryota; Metazoa; Nematoda; Chromadorea; Rhabditida; Gongylonematidae
Source: the annotation of a GenBank genome assembly
AUGUGUUUUGGCACGAUAUUGUUGUGUAGCAAAGUUUUGCAGGAAGAUGAUUCAGUGCCACCAGACGAGCAGGCUGAUUUGCCUCGUGUGGAAACUUUUACCGGCGUUGCUAUUCGAGUUUCGUUCACCGGCGAAGAUGACAAUCUGGAAAUGCAGCAACUCUCGGGUGGUCAAAAAAGUUUGGUUGCCCUAGCUCUGAUAUUUGCAAUUCAGAAGUGUGACCCGGCACCAUUCUAUCUGUUUGAUGAGAUUGAUGCAGCUUUGGAUGCUCAGCACAGAAAAGCUGUCGCA